Molecule: messenger RNA, 2547 nt
Organism: Sphaeramia orbicularis (orbiculate cardinalfish)
Lineage: Eukaryota; Metazoa; Chordata; Actinopteri; Kurtiformes; Apogonidae
Gene: gcna
Product: germ cell nuclear acidic peptidase
Exons: 12
Coding region: 363-2174 (603 amino acids)
Cellular component (GO): nucleus
Source: RefSeq, a predicted model, not a curated record
AUAAAAUACAAUUUCUUUCAUCUACACAUUUCACAUUUUUUGACGGAUUGUAACGGAGACUUUAAAUCUUUUUGAGGAAGUUCGCGCUUGACCUAGUCCAGAUGCAAGCUAACGCUAAAUGUUAGCAAGUUGCUAGCCGUAGCUUUUAAAUGACCAGUAAGCUAACUUAUGUGGCAUGUGUUUGUAAAUUGUUAAUGUAUUUCUGCGUUCACUAUAAACACUUAACAUCAGACUGAAAUAGUAAAAUCGUCAUGACCCAUGGUUAUAAUUUGCAGGAGUGCCUGGUUUUUUGAGAGGUUGGAUGUUGACGUUGGACUUUAACUGGCGCCGUUGUUCGUCCUUUUAGCACAAUUGAAGACACUAUGAAUAAUGAUACUCGCAAACUAUUUGAAACAGUUGCUAAAAAGAUGGGGUGGAUGGAUACGGGGCUGGAUGUUGCAAAAGAUAAGCUUAUAAAAGAAAUUGGUAAGAGUCGUCGUCCUGGCAUCAGUGAUGAUGGAUGUGCAAAGUCUUUUCUUUCUGAAAGUGAAGAUGAUUCAGAUCCAGAGAAGGAGAACCUACAGUUAAAUGACAAAGAAUACAGAUCCAAGACUGUGAUCGACUCCAGUGAUGGUGAUUUUAAUGAAUUUCUUGUGGAAAAGGCUACACCCAAAUCUAAAAUUUCCUCAAAGAAACCAUUAAGUUCUGCAAAGAAAGUCAGUGUGACUGUGGUGAGCUCAGACAGUGAUGGAGGUUUUGAGACUUUUCUUCAGCGGGUAAAAACUCCUAAUGUGAAGCCUAAGAAAGUAGAAAAGAGUGGGAGUGAAGACAGCCUCAAAAAGUUCAUAGUGGAUGACGACUCAUCAGAUGAUGACUUUAUUGAGAUUAAAUCCUCUUCUAGGGUCCCCAAGAAGAAUCACAAUCCAACACCUCGGCAUCCCUUAAGACCACUGUCUAAGUGUGACUCCCCAGUCUUUGUUAGUGAUAGUAGUGAUGAUGGUCAUAUUGUGGUGAAGAGCACAUGGAGGACUCGUCACUCAAGGCCUCAGCCACCAUCCAAGGUCAACAAAAAAAAAUCAUCACUGUGCAGCCAAGAGGAAGAUUCACCACCACUGCCACUUCUCCCCUCUCCUUCUGUCUGUGCCAGCAAAACUCCAGCUAUUUAUUCUAACAAUCCUAAGCGCACUCUUUCAGCACCAUCUAAAUUAGAAGACACAGCCAGUUCUGAAGAGGAGCUCACAUCCCUUUUGGAAAGACUAAAAAAGAAAAACAAGUUCCCUUUCAGUACAUCCUCACCAGUCACCAUCAAAGAAAACAGUAAAGAGCCUCCUGUGUCGGUCCAUCCUGUUAAAGCACCACCAACAACAGGAUCAAAAUUAUUAGUUCAGACACCAAAGAAUACAAAGACCCCAGGGAAAUCUACCGUCCACAGACCCAUGGUCAGUCAGACAGAACCCAGACAUGGCCCCAGCAGCAGGAUAGCAUUAUGUAAAACCCCAGGCUGCUUCUUGGAGUCACUUUCAAAUCCUCACUCCACAUAUGUGCAUAAUUUCAAGAAAACAAGGGAAGAACUCACGAGUAAACUCUAUCGGCUCUACAAUACUAGUGUGUUUGACAGUAAGCUUCCCAUCGAUAUGUCUGUAACCUGGAAUAAAAAGAUGCGGAAAACAGCUGGCUACUGUAUCACAGGGCAGGAACGAGGGGGAGGGAGCCGCUAUGCCCGCAUUGAACUGUCGGAGAAAGUCUGCGACUCUGCAGACCGCCUCAGGGACACACUGAUUCAUGAGAUGUGUCAUGCUGCAACCUGGCUGAUUAAUGGCGUGAGGGAUGGGCACGGGAACUUCUGGAAGCUGUACGCUCGCAAGUCCACACUAGUGCAUCCUGAGUUACCCAUGGUGACUCGCUGUCACAGCUACGACAUAAAGUAUAAAUUUCAGUACCAGUGCACCCGCUGCCAGAAUACGAUUGGGCGUCAUUCCAAGUCACUGGACACACAGAGGUUUGCAUGUGGCCUCUGCACAGGACAACUUGUUUUAUUGACGCCGUCCAAGCCACGCGCUGCUGCACCUUUUGCCAACUUUAUCAAAGAGAACUAUGGGACCACGCGACAGGAGCUGGCAGGACAAAGCCAUGCUGAAGUGAUGCGUAAAUUAAGUGCAGACUUUGCCUCCAAAACUAAACUCGGUCAAAGUUAACUUGCUGCUGAUUUCAUGUAUAGGGGACACGACCAGGAACCACAUGUGACCCCAAAAAGGGCCUUACUUUCAGUGUGCAGCUGUGACACGGAAUGAUGAUUAUUAUUAUUUUUUUUAUUAUUAUUAUAUUAUUUGUAAUUCCUUUAGUUGUCAGUAUGUGAAUUUAGAGUGGAUAUCUGCAAGUCUGAGCUGGAACAAGUUCAGGAGGGAUUGUGUGUGUACUGUUUUGUUCGUUUGUGUUUGUCAAACUGUGAAAUUCAUUUGACCUCAUGGUGUUUUGUUCAUAAAUUGUUCCUACGUUACUUGCAUAUGCAUCGUAACUAGGUACUGUUUUUUUUUUUUUUUUAUCACAAGGACAAUGUUCUGUUCAUUU